AUGCCUUUUCGUCUGCGCCCGGGCCAUGCGUACCUGCAACAACUUGGCACCUCUUCUGUGCAUGAGGCUCUUGCUCAGGAAACCCUUGGCCUCUUGGAUCCAUACAACACCAACAGCAGUUUUUACCCAUACACCGGAGAUGCUAGUGUGUCCGGUAACUUUGCCUUCGAUGAUUUCGUUGCUCCUUGGAUGGGUGACAGCUUCUUGACGCCGAUGCCGAUGCUUCCCCAGCCCGACUUUCUCCCGCCUCAGUAUUCGUACCCUAUGGCAGGAACGGGUUAUACUUUCCAACCCAUUGCUCCAGCUACUGCUGCGCAGAUGGAUGUUGUCGCACAACCCAACCAGCCUUCUGGUGCACGUGCCAACGCUCGUCACCGCACUGCCGAGACGCGCAUCAGCUGCACCGCUGAUGGCUGCACCAAGACCUUCCGCCGCCCUGGCGAUUACCGCCGCCACAUGCGGAAGCACCAAGAUCCUAUACUAAAGUGUAUUGUUGACGAUUGCGACAUGAAGUUUUACCGCCUGGACAAACUUCGUGAUCAUAUACGUCAAGGCCACAAGAUGGUCCUGUAGAUUCGAAUAUCCUUCUUCGAUACUGGACACGCACGGCUUGGUCUGUAACCUUGAGAAUGAUCGUUAUCGCAUUAAGAGUGGUUAUUGGGAUGUUGGAUCUCUUUGUGUCUUACCAAAUUGUAAUCUCUCAUAUCUUAUUCAGCCAGUCAUUACCGGUACUAUAGUCGCUCCCUACCAUAGAUAGUGAAAUACAACAAUUGCUCCUGAUGU
Alternaria alternata is the source of this 783-nucleotide messenger RNA. RefSeq lists its product as hypothetical. Bases 1 to 573 code for a protein of 190 amino acids. The record is from RefSeq and is a predicted model, not a curated record. NCBI's taxonomy places the organism in Eukaryota, Fungi, Ascomycota, Dothideomycetes, Pleosporales, Pleosporaceae. The transcript is spliced from 2 exons.